Molecule: messenger RNA, 561 nt
Organism: Botrytis fragariae
Lineage: Eukaryota; Fungi; Ascomycota; Leotiomycetes; Helotiales; Sclerotiniaceae
Exons: 3
Coding region: 1-561 (186 amino acids)
Source: RefSeq, a predicted model, not a curated record
AUGUCCGACGCCGAACUCGAUAGUCAAUUUGUGCCAACUGGCAGGCCACAGUCUCAAAUGGCACGAUCAUUCGCUCUCGCAUUGGAUGAUUUGUUCAAGCUUGACAGCAGCGAGGACCUCGACGCUAUAGUUUCUGAGAAGAAGAAUGAAAUAUCUACAAAAACAUCCGAACUCGAGGAACUCGAAGCCAGACUUAGAGCGACCGAGGAAAGACUAAAGGCCAAACAAGCAGCAGCAAGCCCCGGAAGCUUCUCACCAGGGAAAUCGGUUUCCCAACAACAGUCUACAGACGGUCCUAUAAGCCCUUUAGAACCAAAAUUUGAAAACAGUAUCACGUCGCGGGGUGUUGGAAUAAGCGGGGAGAGUCUCGCAUCCAGGCCAGCUGCACCAAAGCCAGAACAAUCAUACACAACAGCUCUAGCAUCACAUAUCCCAGGAGCUCUACCACCUACCCCAGGUGCUAGCGAAGGUGAAUACGAACUCGUUGAUCGGGACAGGACCAGUGCUGACUAUGUAAUUGUUACAAAAGAUGGAGAUGUUCCACCGGCAGGUACCGAAUGA